AUGCACAAUGCAUACGGUGCGCACGCGUCUUCUGCGUUGCUCUUCACUCCGCCUGAUGCGGUUGCAGAUAACGCCCAGUUACGGAAGGAGUUAGCUGACGCUCUCCAUUUACUCGCCGAAAGGGACCUUGAAAAUCAGCGUGAAAGGGGGGCCGUAGAAUACGAGUUAGAAUUGUGCCAGAAGAGGAGCGCCGAUGUCGUGGCCGAUUUCGAGAAGAAGCUGUCACGAUGCCACGCUGAGAAUGAAUGCUUGAAAAACGAUCUUAGACAACUGAAUGAGUCCUUAAAACAUCAGACCUCCGAGCUCCAGGCAAGAGAUGGUCGAAUUGAACAACUGGAGACGUAUUUGGUCAAACUCCCCACUGCAGAGGAACAUAGCACAACGUUAACUCAGCUACAAGAAACGAGGCAACGUGUAGCCAACUUGGAAAAGUCUUUAGAAUCCAGUCGCGAGCAGCUGGAACACUAUGAAGAGCGCCUAGGUGAACUGAACGCCCAGUUGCGACGGAGCACUGAACGUGAACAAUUACUGCAGACGCAACUGGACGGCGCCAUGUCGGCUUUAUCCAAUCAAACGGAGAAUCCGAACUCGGCUCACGCUGAACUAUACGGUCCACAUGUAUAUGGAGCGCACAACGCUGCUAACGUGUGUUACUAA
Messenger RNA from Dicrocoelium dendriticum, 657 nucleotides. The record is from the annotation of a GenBank genome assembly. Lineage: Eukaryota; Metazoa; Platyhelminthes; Trematoda; Plagiorchiida; Dicrocoeliidae.